AUGCAAAGAAGUAUUAGUUUGGAUAAAAUAAAUGUUACAGAAGUGGUGUCAAAUGCAAGAAACAGUGCACUCAACAACUCGCCCGAAAUUGUCUUACCUCAAAAAAGACGACUUCGACCGGCGGGAAGUAUAUUCGAACACUAUUGUAUAACUAUUAAGCCGAAAUUAUACAGGAGCAGUUCUUUAUCCGACCUAACAGAGUAUUCAAGUGAUUUCAAUUUAGUCUAUUACAAACAGAAAUAUUUAGCACACACGAAACUGAAACAGUCAUAUUACAAUAGUGCUGGCGACGCUGGACCGACGUAUUACCGACAAGAUAUUGACACAUUAAUGUCGUGGAACUUCAAAGGGAAAAAGCCUAGGAAGAAGUUAGAUAUGUCUCCAGAGAGUUACGCCUCAAAGUUUGCCACAGAGUACCUAAGUAAUUUCCAGAGAGACAGAGAUGAGACUGAUUUAAAUCCCUCGUCAUGUGCAGACAAUUCCAGUACUGACAGUACAGAUCAAUUUGGUGUUCAAAAAGGUGCUACUUUCCCUUUUAAAUCAACCCCUAGUGGUAAUCUAAAGGUUCAGUCAAAUCAAGUAGUGUUUCAAUCAUCCACAGUUGGCGUACUCCUAGCAGAUCCCACUCAAGCUAAGGUUAAAGUAAAAUUCGAAGGUAAAGCGGCGGGAGAGCCUGAUGACGAUGCUUCCAACAGCUAUGAUAAUGAAGUUGACUCAGAACCGCAGCUACAAUAUGGACCUAGGGACAUUCAGAACUCAAAUUUCACAGGGAAGGCACCUAAUGAUCGAAAUGCGAAACCAAAAUCACCAAACCACAGUGAUGAUAGGGGCAAAGAUUUAGCGAGCCUUGGGUACGCUGUCGCGGAGCCUAUAGACUGGAUGCGGGUUCAACUACCCAAGAAACAGGAUUUAUUUCAAGAAUUUUACCGCAGGAUACACAACUAUAUAAACACUGAUACUGUUGUACGCAUUGGCGAUGAGGAAUUUCACUGUCAUUUCAUUGUAUUACAAGUUUACUCCUCCUUUUUUGACAUGAAUCCACAUAGAGAAAUAGAACUGCCCAUAACUAAUGUUACACCAGAAGCUUUCCAAAUUAUUUACGAAUGGAUGAUCUUCAACGGUGUAGAAAGUAACAAACUCUUGAAGAGAGACAAUAUCUUAGAUUUAUUUUGUGCUGCACAGUUUUUAGCUGUUAAAGAUCUUGAAGACCAGUGUUGGUCGUUUAUCGUGAAUGAAAAUUUGUUUACCGAAGAUACAGCUUUUGCCCUAUUUAGAGAGGCGAGGAAAAAGUGCAUGACCCCCGUUAUGGAUUUGAUGGUUCCUCGUGUGAUGAGAUUUUUUCUACCUCUGGUAGCUUCCAGAGAUUUUAUCGGCCUAGAACCAGAAGAAUUAAUGACAUUUUUGAAAUCAAACUAUAUUUCUGUAACAAGUGAGAUAGAAGUGCUAAUGGCGGGAGUCCGAUGGUUAUACGGAGACUGGAUGACACGACGAAGGUUUGCGGUUGACGUCAUGCGGUGCGUCCGCUUCGGGCUAAUCUCGCCGUGGCAGCUUGUAGAUAUAAAACGCAAUCCCGACAAUGCCGAGAUCCUAGAGAUUGUAAAUGAGCCGGAAGUGCAGCAGAUGGUUGAUGACGGACUUGCGUAUGUAAUUAUAAAAUAUUGGUAUGGAAACAAUUCGAAGAAUUAUUAUCAUUGGAUCGAUGUUCUUGGUCUCACUGAGCCGGCUGAUAGAAACUGGAUUGGUGAAGAAAAGAACCACGUCACUUACAAGGAUUUUUUGAAAUACUUGGAACAGUUCAUGGUCCCAAAAGACCAGAUGUACCAACAGAUGGCCAUGAUGCAACCACCUCGACGGAACGAUGACUUACCCGGUAAUAUGCGAGGUAUGGAUAAUGACAAAAUGGAAAUGCGAAGACCUAAAAUGGAUUUUCCACUGCCCGCCACACUGAAGGGACUUUCUGGAGACAAAGAUAAAUCCUUCCCAACUAUGAGUGAAUUUUUCGAACACAAGCGAAAGGCACAGGAAGGUGGCGGUAAUCAGUCGAUAUCACCGUCAAACAGAUCCCCACCAUCAAUAGAUAUGGACAUAGCGGUCCAGGCUCCCAUACUAUCUAAAUGUAGACGAAGUCCAGAAACCUCUUGCAAACAUCAAGAGCAUUUAGAGGAGCAUAGAAAGCUACUAGAACAUCAAACGCAACAAAUGCAAAUGGCUCAACAAACACGUCGGAAGCAAAUACAACAGAUCCACAUGUGCUCCGUGGAACAAGACAGCGGGUCACAAAAACAUGAACAAAUGUACGAUCCUCCCGAAAAGGACUCUGCUGAGGACCUGAACUCGACGAUGAGUGAAACCAGCAAUGACACUAUUGAGACAAGCAUUACUGAAAAGAACCAGUUUUCUAUAAGAAGAUCAGAGAAGAGACAUAGCGUUGCAGCUACGUAUUUGGCAGCUGCUACUGCAGCCCUAUCUGGAUCCAGAAGGGGCUCUCAAAGUCCUUCGGGUCCUCGUCCACAAACGCCAACGAACAUGUCACGCACGGAGCCAAUACAACGACCAAAUCCGCUACUCUCACAAAACAACAUUUGCAGUCCAGAGAUAUCGCUCUUUAACCAGUCCAAGGAGUCACUUGCUAAGAUGAAUAUGAACAAACUGUCUACCUCUAUACUGGGUCCAUCAAACAAGAACUACAACGCAGAAGGCUCCUUGUUCAACUGGGACAGAGAAACUGUCUUAGUUUUUGGUGGAAUAGAUCCUCAUACGACUUACGGGCUUGGAGGGAACACUGGAAACUACAUUUAUAGGUUUGAUCCAGUAACCAAUGUUUGGGACUAUGUCGGAGACCUUCCAGAGCCAAGACAUCACCAUUCAGUAGCUUUCCUAAGAGGGCGCGUUUAUCUUGUGGGUGGUGCUGAUCCCAGGGACGACGAUAUACGAGGGAAGUCAGUCGUAGUUUCAACGGUGUGGAGUUUCGAGCCAGUAUCUCGUUCGUGGUACAGUGAAAAUGGUCUCAUGACACCAAGAAAGAACUUCGGCCUGGUUGUCCAUCGUAUGGCCAUGUACGCUAUUGGAGGGCAAGAUAAAAAGGGAAGAGUACUUCGGUCUGUAGAGAAGUUUGAUCCAAAGACAGGAUCCUGGACUGAAAUCCGAUCUAUGAUCAUAGCACGCAUGGCAGUUGCAUGUGCCAAGUACCGUGAAUAUAUUUGGGUGGCUGGAGGCAUGACCGGGGAAAAGAAAAAGCCUGUCUGCAGGAUUGUGGAGUGUUACAACUCGAAGACUAAUGAAUGGACAGAAAUACACAGUUUGCGGUUUCCCAGAUGUUUCUCUACGAUGUUCGCCAUGAACGAUAAAUUAUAUAUCGUCGGUGGAGCUGGCAAAGUGUCAGAAAAGGACAAAACGGCAAGCAGUGUCGGUGCGAUAGACGUGUGGGACUGGAAGGAACGCCAGUGGAGACAAGAAACUGAGAUGUCCAUGCCAAGGCACGGACACGCGCUUGCAUACCUUGGCACACAGCUUAUCAUCAUAGGUGGAGUAACAACGAUCUACAUGCGGGCCAUAAACAAUGUGGAGUCGUUUUGCUGCGAGCGCGGCGCGUGGAUCCGCGGCGUUGCAACUUUGCCUUCGCCGCUGUCCGGUCACGGCGCCGUCACGCUCCCACCCGCUUCACUCAUGUGA
This is a messenger RNA of Arctia plantaginis, 3672 nucleotides long. Lineage: Eukaryota; Metazoa; Arthropoda; Insecta; Lepidoptera; Erebidae. The record is from the annotation of a GenBank genome assembly.